GACGGGACGGGCGUUCAAAUGGCGGGCGGGCGGCCGGCGGGCUCCGCUAUAGAGAUGGAGGGAGCGAUGCGGACGCUGCCCAGCAGCGGGCGGCCAUCCGGCACCGGGUGGCAGUCCCGGGGGCCGCUGUUCGGGCGGAACUACGGGCUGAGCCCCGGCAGCCGCCUGCUGCCGCCGCGCUGCCAGGAGAACGCGGAUCCGCAGAAGAUGGCGUUCCUCCUGCGUAAGCAGUGGACCCUGUACAGCGUGAGCCCUCUGUACAAGUUCUCCAGCGCCGACCUGAAGGACUAUGCCCGCAUGUUGGGUGUUUUCAUCGCCGCCGAGAAGCAGAAGGGGCUGGCAGUGGAUGUGGACGGCGAGCUGGGCAUCAAGGUGGCCAUGUCCGGCCUGCCCGAGCUGAGGGGCAGCGAGCAGGACCCCGCCGCCGUGCUCGUGCAGCUUUCCUUGAGAUCAUCAGUUUCCCCAAAAAACUCAGAAGAGAAGCUGAUAUGGUCAGGAUGGUUCUGCUGUGUGGCUGGAGAUGAUCUUUUAGAGAAUUUGCCAGAGAACUUCACUUGUUUACCUUUAUUCCUUGUUAACGGGGCGGAGAGUUACACAGCCAUUGUUGGAAGUUGGUUUCAGAAGACUUUUGACUGCUGUUUCCGUCGUUUAGCCAUCAGCCCUCUCAAUCUCACUUGGAUGGCAGCUAUGUGGACUGGAUGCAAAGUGGACAAAAACACAGCUGCCACGGAACUCCUUUUCUCUGUUCCUCAUCUGCCUCAGCCUCUGGAUAUUUCAUAUGCCAUUCACCCUGAGGAUGCAAAAGCUCUGUGGGACACAGUCCAAAAAACUCCAGGAGAGAUCACUCAGGAAGAGGUGGAUGUCUUUAUGGAAUGCCUUUAUUCCCACUUCCACAGACACUUUAAGAUCCACUUGUCAGCUACAAAACUGGUGAAAGUUUCUACGGGAAUUGCCUCAGCACACUGUGAUGGGAUCAUAAAAUUUCUACAAAGCCAAUACCUGAUUGGAGUGCUGAUGCUACUGACAGAACUAGCAAUCUCUCAGAUACAGUGAGACUCAACUCAGCACAUCUUCAUGCCUAGAGAGGCUUACCGAUGGAAGCUGAUAAGCCUACUGAAAAUUCACUCUUGCAGCACUUUUUCUUCUGAUCUAUAACUCCUGUGUAACUACUGGAUUUAAAUCCAUAACCAUAAUUCAAUAUGCAGAAAAGACAUUUAACCCUACAGUAGCUUGUUAAGCAUCUGUCUGUUACAGUCACUCUAUCCAUUUGUAUAUAUUUAUCUGCUGGGGGCUGGGAGACAAAACUGCAAGUUCUUGGAUGCAACUUAUUGACAGGUUUUACUAUUAUUGCUGGUGUUAGCAAUUUUGGUCUUCACUUAACUGAUAGCACCAGCUAUACAGUUAUACUGUGUUAUUCUUGGGCUGCAGACUAAAUGUCACCCACUCUGCUGUCAAGCAUGCCUGAGAAACUAUGUUUUAAGCUUCUAUCUUCAUUUUUAGCUAAUUAAGGCUGGCUAGUAAUGGUCAUAAAAUGCUCAUCUACUCCCCAGCUAAGCAAGGUGAAAAGCAUGACAGUUCCCUUGUUUCCAGCUCUGGUCCUCACAAAGUUAAUGCAUGAGAAAUUGAAAUCAGCGUGAACUAGAGAUUUCAUGUGCUUUGCCUUGUAGUUUAUUGCCUUGGAUGUAAUACUGUAGGUCAGAGUUCUCAGUUGGAGCUCUUGGUGCUAGAACUUUAUGUUUAAUCUUAUUCUAUAGCAGGUAACAGUUCAGAGGCUGCCUAUAAACUAUGUGAGCCAAAAGGAAGUAGCAGUACUAUGACUUGUAUUACAGUACCCCAUAAACAUUUUAGCUUUUUCCCCUAAUGGACUAGAGAAGAACAGCAUGUCUGACUCAAUGUAUACUUGUAUUUUAUUUAAAUUUUUUUUACCUGACUAAACUCUUAAGCUUUGCUGCUUGCAGUAUUA
Messenger RNA from Gallus gallus (chicken), 1963 nucleotides. RefSeq names its product centromere protein L (gene CENPL). The record is from RefSeq and is marked provisional. The coding region runs from base 19 to 1053 and encodes 344 amino acids. The transcript is spliced from 4 exons. Lineage: Eukaryota; Metazoa; Chordata; Aves; Galliformes; Phasianidae.